This is a messenger RNA of Gymnodraco acuticeps, 2868 nucleotides long. RefSeq names its product branched chain amino-acid transaminase 2, mitochondrial (gene bcat2). The transcript is spliced from 11 exons. Lineage: Eukaryota; Metazoa; Chordata; Actinopteri; Perciformes; Bathydraconidae. Gene Ontology annotation, biological process: L-leucine biosynthetic process; L-valine biosynthetic process. Gene Ontology annotation, cellular component: mitochondrion. The record is from RefSeq and is a predicted model, not a curated record. Gene Ontology annotation, molecular function: branched-chain-amino-acid:2-oxoglutarate transaminase activity. The coding region runs from base 277 to 1443 and encodes 388 amino acids.
UUACAGAACAGUGCAAGUGAUGUUUAAUUAUUUAUCCAGAAAGGACAGGCACGAACAAAAUAAACGAGUCACAAUAAACCCUUCAAAAAGUAUAUUGAGUGUGUCGGUUAAAGGACUAUAACGAGGGAUAUUUUAUGUCUGGGAGGUUUCUGCUUUCAGCUUGCACCAACUCAGCCGGACGGCGUCUCGAAUUUCAAAGCGGAACUCAAGUUGACUUUGAGUGGUUGUUUCCGCACGAACAAAUAAUCGCGCUUUUCACAUCGUUACGUAGCGGAGAUGGCAGCCCUGCGAACGACAUUUCAUGGACGACUUCUCCAGGCCCUCCCCGUCUCCUUUGGCUCACUGCGGUUGGCCAGCUCCUUUAAGGCAGCAGAUAUUGUCAUUGAACGCAAUGCAGCAUGUAAGCAGAAGCCCGACCCCUCCACCUUGGUGUUCGGAAAACAGUUCUCCGACCACAUGUUGACCAUCAACUGGUCGGAGAAGGACGGCUGGCAGGCUCCUCAGAUCAAACCUUUCCAGAACCUGUCGCUGCACCCGGCCAGCUCCGCCCUGCACUACUCCAUAGAACUGUUUGAAGGCAUGAAGGCUUUCCGUGGAGUUGACAACCACAUCCGUCUGUUCAGACCCAUGCUGAACAUGGAGAGGAUGCACCGCAGCGCUGAGAGAAGCUGCCUUCCUUUGUUUGAUAAAGGAGAACUGCUGGAGUGCAUCAAGAAGCUGGUGGAGGUCGACCAGGAGUGGGUUCCCUUCUCCCAGGACGCUAGCCUCUACAUCAGACCCACCUUCAUUGGAAUUGAGCCCUCCCUCGGUGUGUCUCGGCCAGGAGAAGCUAUGCUCUUUGUGAUCGUUGGCCCAGUGGGACCUUACUUCGCCACGGGGUCUUUCAACCCUGUGUCUCUGCUGGCGGACCCUACAUUUGUCAGGGCCUGGCAGGGAGGCGUUGGGGCCUAUAAGAUGGGAGGUAACUACGGCCCUACCAUCGCGGUGCAGAGCGAGGCGGUGAAGCGGGGGUGCCAGCAGGUGCUGUGGCUAUACGGAGAGCAGGAGGAGAUCACAGAGGUCGGCACCAUGAACCUCUUCAUCUACUGGACCAAUGAAAACGGAGAGAAAGAGUUGUUCACCCCCCCUCUGGAUGGCAUCAUUCUCCCGGGAGUGACCAGACAGUCGCUGCUGGACCUGUCCAGAAGCUGGGGUGAGUUCAAGGUGACGGAGCGUACGAUGAGCAUGUCUGAGCUGCUGGGGGCUCUGGACUCUGGGAGGGUCCUGGAGGUGUUCGGGGCGGGGACGGCCUGCGUGGUGUCCCCCGUGGGCAGCCUCCUCUACAGGGAAACGACGUACCAGGUCCCGACUAUGCAGAACGGUCUGGCCAAGAGGUUCCACAAAGAGCUUACUGACAUUCAGUAUGGACGCAAAUCAAGUGAAUGGGCCCCAGUGGUUGUUUAAAUGGCCGUGCUGCACAUGCCAAUUAUAUCAACAGUCCCUUUUUCCCGUUUGGACCACCACCAGCCCCCCCACUCUCAACCCACUAAUGCACUCCUGCAUACCUCCCGACCGAGGAGACGGUGCCUCCCUGUCGGGCUUCGUAGACUUUUACACAUCUCUUUUCUGUGUGGAUUCUCAUAGAAAUACAGAUGAAUGUAACGGUUUGCUUUGGAUAGCAAUAUUAACAAUAUGCAAUGUUAGGACUCGACCCCACCCUAUUAUUGGGCAUAUAGGAUGAUGCAGUAGAAACUGCUUUCUAUGAAAAACAUCGGGAAAACAAAUGCAGUCAAUUUUUAUACUGUAUAUUAGACUAACUCAAGGAUAUUCUAAAUGUUAAUCUAUUCUGGUUGAUUUGUAUUCAAAAUACACUCCACACAUAUAUACUUGAACUAAUUCCCUGUGGUAAAGAGCACACACAUUUAUUUUUAUCGACAUUGCACCCUGGCAUUUAUAAAAAAAAUGUAAAAAAGGCACAAACUGACAUAUUUCAGAUAUCGAAGGUGAAAUAUUUGCAAUAUUAAAGCAGCUAAAUAUUUGCAGUGUAGUACAGUUUAACUCUUAGCAGCACGCAGUCUGUACGUGCUGUUUCUCAUUCACAAACGUCAUAAAACUUAUUUCAUAACAGGAAAACCUUAUAUUAACAAUAACCUGUACUACUUACAACAACUUGUGGUGUAUACUCCAAAACCUUUAACUGUUGCGUAUGAGUAGAACCUGUAAACGCAUCAUAAGAUAAGGGAUAAAGUUUUGUUACGGCCGUGCACAUAAUGAUACGAGAGUCACGCUGUUAGUUUUUAUGGGGCCACGUCACUUUGACACCAGAGUUUGCACUGACCUUGUUAAAUGUCAGGUUUGUAUUUUAAACCUGGUUUGACUCAGCUUUUAGGAAUAGUUUGUAUGUGUGUUGGUUUUGUUUGUGAAGAAGACUACUGCACAAAAUCUAAAGAAAGAGAUUAAAAGGUCUAACGAUAGGACGGCGAGCUGUAGAAGAGAAAGACUGUUACUCCGGCACUAGUUUGUGUGUAAUCAAAAACAAUGUAACCAAUAGUGUUGUUAUUUUAGAGGGUUUAAAUUAUAUUUUUCCUUGUCUCAUGUGAAAUUAGGCAUCCUGUCUUCCAAAGUUGGGUUUCUGCAUCCUGGAGCUUGUGUCCUUCCCUCUCUAGUUUUCCUUACUUUGAAUGUAUUUGUAUUUCUACACACAUACUGUCCCUCUCUUCUGUCUAAGUGCCUGACCUUCGUCUGGUGGAUCUUCAGCUGCUGUUUUUAUGUUUCCAGUUUGUGCACUAGGGGAUGUAGCUGGAUUCCUUGUCAGUUUAGUCGUUUCUAAAUGUGCUGUUACUUUUAAUCGGCUGUAUUGUUUUUACAAUAAACCUGAUCUGAGCUUAA